AUGGUACAGAUAAACGAAGUCAAGGAGUACUCCUCUCUGCAGCUGCGCACAGCCACGCACACCCACAUCAAAGGCCUCGGGCUCGACGAGCACGGAGUGGCCAAACCCGUCGAUGGAGGAUUCGUAGGCCAGGCCGAAGCCAGAGAAGCGUGUGGCGUCGUGGUGGAUUUGAUCAAAACAAAGAAGAUGAGCGGCAAAGCGAUCUUAUUGGCUGGAGCGCCGGGGCUGGGGAAAACGGCGCUUGCGUUGGCGGUUUCCCAGGAGUUGGGGCCGAAGGUGCCUUUUUGUCCUAUAGUGGGCAGUGAGUUGUACUCUGCUGAGGUGAAGAAGACGGCGGCGUUGAUGGAGAAUUUCAGGAAAGCUAUAGGGUUGAGAAUUAAAGAGACGAAGGAGGUCUACGAAGGAGAGGUGAUUGAGUUGACGCCAGAGGAGGCAGAGAACCCUUUGGGUGGGUAUGGAAAGACGAUUUCUCAUGUGAUUGUGGGAUUGAAGACCGCCAAGGGCACGAAGAAUUUGAGGUUGGAUCCGAGCAUUUACGAGAGUAUUCAGAAAGAACGGGUCGUUGUGGGCGAUGUGAUUUACGUGGAGGCCAAUACUGGAGCUGUCAAGAGAGUAGGACGGUCAGAUGCGUACGCUACCGAGUUUGAUUUGGAAGCUGAAGAGUACGUGCCGUUGCCUAAGGGGGAAGUUCAUAAAAAGAAGGAAAUCGUGCAAGACGUGACGCUCCACGACUUGGACGUGGCCAACGCCAGGCCUCAAGGUGGCCAGGAUGUGCUUUCCAUGAUGGGCCAGUUGUUGAAGCCGAAGAAGACGGAAAUCACAGAUAAGUUGCGUGCCGAGGUGAACAAGGUGGUGCUGAAGUAUAUUGACCAGGGCGUGGCGGAGUUGAUUCCGGGUGUUUUGUUUAUUGACGAGGUGAACAUGUUGGAUAUUGAGAUAUUCACGUACUUGAACCGGGCUUUGGAGAGUUCCAUUGCGCCCGUGGUGAUUUUGGCGUCCAACAGAGGUAUGACGACGAUCAGGGGGACGGGAGAUGACGUUAAGUACCCCCACGGAUGUCCUCCAGAUUUGGUGGACCGCUUGUUGAUUGUCAAGACGCUUCCUUAUAACCAGGAGGAGAUCAAAACGAUUGUUUCCAAAAGAGCACAGCUUGAAAACCUUGUGCUUGCGCCAGAAGCUUUGAACAAAUUGGCAGAACACGGCGUUUCCAGCUCGUUGAGGUACGCCCUUCAGUUGUUGGCGCCAGCAGGCAUUUUGGCAAAGACCGUGAACCGGUCUGAGAUCAUUCUUUCGGACGUGGAGGAGUGUGAGCUUUUGUUUUUGGACUCCCGUCGUUCCAUGCAAGUGUUGGAGUCCACCAAGGGCUACCUCUGA
Messenger RNA from Candidozyma haemuli, 1374 nucleotides. Its product is annotated as RuvB family ATP-dependent DNA helicase pontin. Gene Ontology annotation, biological process: regulation of transcription by RNA polymerase II; box C/D snoRNP assembly; chromatin remodeling. NCBI's taxonomy places the organism in Eukaryota, Fungi, Ascomycota, Pichiomycetes, Serinales, Metschnikowiaceae. Bases 1 to 1374 code for a protein of 457 amino acids. The record is from RefSeq and is a predicted model, not a curated record. Gene Ontology annotation, cellular component: Swr1 complex; NuA4 histone acetyltransferase complex; R2TP complex. The transcript has a single exon. Gene Ontology annotation, molecular function: ATP hydrolysis activity; ATP binding; DNA helicase activity.